This is a messenger RNA of Cynocephalus volans (Philippine flying lemur), 1152 nucleotides long. It is a transcript of the gene DLK1, whose product is annotated as delta like non-canonical Notch ligand 1. Gene Ontology annotation, molecular function: calcium ion binding. The record is from RefSeq and is a predicted model, not a curated record. NCBI's taxonomy places the organism in Eukaryota, Metazoa, Chordata, Mammalia, Dermoptera, Cynocephalidae. Bases 1 to 1152 code for a protein of 383 amino acids. Gene Ontology annotation, cellular component: membrane. The transcript is spliced from 5 exons.
AUGACCGCGACCGAAGCCCUCCUGCGCGUCCUCUUGCUCCUGCUGGCUUUCGGCCACAGCACCCAUGGGGCUGAAUGCUUCCCGGCCUGCGACCCCCAAAAUGGAUUCUGCGAGGAUGACAAUGUUUGCAGGUGCCAGCCUGGCUGGCAGGGUCCCCUCUGUGACCAAUGUGUGACCUCUCCUGGCUGUGUCAACGGACUCUGCGAGGAGCCCUGGCAGUGCAUUUGCAAGGACGGCUGGGACGGGAAACUGUGCGAUACAGAUGUUCGCGCUUGCAUCUCAAACCCCUGUGCCAACAACGGGACCUGCAUGAACCUCGACAAUGGCCACUACGAAUGCUCCUGCACCCCUGGAUACUCAGGAAAGGACUGUCAGAAAAAGGACGGGCCCUGUGUGAUCAAUGGUUCCCCCUGCCAGCACGGAGGCACCUGCGUGGACGAUGAGGGCCGGGCCUCCUAUGCCUCCUGCCUGUGCCCCCCUGGCUUCUCAGGCAAUUUCUGUGAGAUCGUGGCCAACAGCUGCACCCCCAACCCGUGCGAGAACGACGGUGUCUGCACCGACAUCGGGGGCGACUUCCGCUGCCGAUGCCCAGCUGGCUUCAUUGACAAGACCUGCAGCCGCCCAGUGACCAACUGCGCCAGCAACCCAUGCCAGAACGGGGGCACCUGCCUGCAGCACACCCAGGUGAGCUACGAGUGUCUGUGCAAGCCCGAGUUCACAGGCCCCACCUGUGUCAAGAAGCGUGUGGUGAGCCCCCAGCAGGUCCCCCAUGUGCCCAGUGGCUAUGGGCUGGCCUACCGCGUGACCCCCGGGGUGCACGAGCUGCCAGUGCCGCAGCCCGAGCACCGCAUCCUGAAGGUGUCCAUGAAAGAGCUCAACAAGAGUACCCCUCUCCUCACCGAGGGCCAGGCCAUCUGCUUCACCAUCCUGGGCGUGCUCACCAGUCUGGUGGUGCUGGGCACCGUGGGCAUCGUCUUCCUCAACAAGUGCGAGGCCUGGGUGUCCAACCUGCGCUACAACCACAUGCUGCGCAAGAAGAAGAACCUGCUGCUGCAGUACAACAGCGGGGAGGACCUGGCUGUCAACAUCAUCUUCCCCGAGAAGAUCGACAUGACCACCUUCAGCAAGGAGGCUGGCGAGGACGACAUCUAA